This is a messenger RNA of Cutaneotrichosporon oleaginosum, 1976 nucleotides long. RefSeq lists its product as uncharacterized. The record is from RefSeq and is a predicted model, not a curated record. Gene Ontology annotation, molecular function: acyl-CoA dehydrogenase activity. Lineage: Eukaryota; Fungi; Basidiomycota; Tremellomycetes; Trichosporonales; Trichosporonaceae.
CCGCUCGCCUGCUAUAUUAAUCUCGCCUUUCUCCCUGACACGCCCACCACCAUGUCGCACAUCACGCCAGGAUCCAGCACGACAGGCUUCUUCCAGACGCCGCCGAAGGUGGCGAACCAGUUCCGGGAGGACGUGGCGCUUGCGCGCUCGACAGCCAUGUUCCUCUCUCCCGAGACGCAGUCUCGCGUCGCGCCCGACCUCGACGGGCUCGGCGCGCUCGUCCUCUCGCCCCGCAUCCUCGACUACGUGAACGAUGCGGAGACGAACACGCCGCGCCUCCGCGGAAACGGGUACACGAUGUGGGGCGCGAGCCAGGACGCGAACACGCUCGUGACGGCGGCCGGGUGGAAGGCGCUGCUCGCCGUCGCGCGGGAGCAGGGCAUCGUGACGACGGGGUACGAUGCGGCGCUGGGCGCCGAGGCGCGCGUCGUGCAGGCCGCCAAGAUAUAUCUGUGGUGCGCGUCGAGCGCGAUGACGGCGUGUCCGAGCGGGAUGCAGGAUGGGGGCGCGAGCAUUAUUCUCAACGACCUCGCGCGCCCCCCGUCAGACAGGUAUCCCGAGGACGUGAAGCCCGUGCGCAAGCUUGCGAUGGAGCGCGCGCUCGCGCGCCUCAUGUGCGCCGACCCCGAGUGGGGGUGGACGUCGGGGCAGUGGAUGACGGAGCGGCGGGGCGGGAGCGACGUCAAGGGCACGGAGACGGUGGCGACGUGGGUCGGGCUUGGCGACGGGUCCGAGACGGACCUCAACGGCUGCCCGCUCGGCCCGUACAGCAUCUCGGGGUUCAAGUGGUUUGCGAGCGCCACCGACUGCGGGUGCUCGAUCUUGCUCGCGUACACGGACGCCGGGCUGAGCUGCUUCUACGCGCCGACGCGCCGCGUGCGCGACGGGCAAGAGGUCAUGAACGGGCUGCGCAUCAUGCGCGUCAAGCAGAAGCUGGGGACGCACGCGCUGCCGUCGUCCGAGAUCGAGCUGCGCGACAUGCGCGGCUGGCUUAUCGGCGACGAGGGCCGCGGCGUCGCCGUCAUCGCCAAGCUCUUGAACAUUACGCGCUUCCACAACGCCGCGCGCGCGAACGGAUACCUCGGCCGCGGGCUCGGCGUCGCGCGCGCCUUCGCGCGCGUCCGCACCUUCCCCGGACGCCAGGCGCCGAAUAACGGCCUCAAGCAGAUCCCGCUGUACUGCCGCUCGCUGGCCAAGGUCACGCUGCGGCACCGCGCCGACACGUUUUUCACCAUGUUCCUCGCGGCGCUCCUCGGCGCCGACGCGACGAAAGACUUUGCCGCGCCCGUCAUCCCCAAGGGCGAGGACGCCGAGCUCCUCCUGCGCCUGCUCACGUCCGUCGCCAAAGCGUACAACACAAAACACUCGGUCCACGGCCUCCAAGAGUGCAUGGAGGCACUCGGCGGCGUCGGAUACCUCGAAAACAGCGAGACGCCCGAGCUCAACGUCGCGCGCAUGUUCCGCGACGCCAACGUCUUCCCGAUUUGGGAGGGCACGACCGACGUGCUCUCCACCGACACGGUCAAGGUCCUGCGCGGCAAGUCGGGGCCCGCGUGCACGGCGGCCAUGGGCCGCUGGCUCGGCGUGCACCUCGCGGGCUCCGGAUUUGGGGAGGAGCGCGCGGCAAUCCGCGCCGCGUGGGACGAGGCGCUCGCAUGGCCCGCGGACAAGGAGGAGCUGUUCCAUGCUGCGCGCGAGGUCGUGGACACGAUCGGCAAUAUCGUGUGCGCGACACUUCUUGUCGUCGACGCUGAGCGGGACGGGAAUGAGGUGGCGGCCGAGUGUGCGCGCCGCUUCGCGCGCCAGGCAUUUGGGAUCAAGGCGCCACGCGCGAAUUGGGAGGACACGUACCGCCUCGACCAGCGGAUCGCUUUCGAGGCGGACCCCGAUGCCGGGCGGCUGGAGCGUGCGCGUCUGUAGACGGCGUAAGAUGUAAGCGUAAAUUGUAAGCGUAAGAUGUAUAGAUACAAAGUCAG